AUGGCUCGUGCUGCUUCGCCGCUCCUUGACCCGCUCGACGCACCAACGAAGAUCAUCAUACUCGACGCUCUCUGGGGCCCGAUUUCCAUCCAAGGCCAUCAAGUCCGUAAUUCUCAUACCUUUGAAGCAUACUGGGCUUUUUAUCAUAGAUCUUGCGAGCAUGCGCUGUACGAUGGUGGGCGGCAUGUACUUGCUCGAACACACGAGGACAUCGUGGAUCUUGCGCAUCUACUCCAAGAGGGACGGUCACGCGACAUAAUCCGGGGUGUGUUGCGUCUGAAGCUGACAAAAGCUCACGACAAUGAAGAUGAGCUUGUAGACCGUGCUAUUGAUCUUGCCGCGAAUUUGUUGCUCAUGGUCGACUUCGACAGCAUCGAGUAUGGUUUUAGUGGUAGACAGCAAAUCGCAUGGAGUACUGGAUCGCUAGGAGACUGCGUCGCGUCAUUCUUCGGAUCCGCACCAGUACUCGGUCACGAGAGCGUCAAGCUACACCGUGUGUUCAAUGCUUUGAACUUGGGUCGGAUAGCUGGAGUCGAAAUCGUGCCUACAACGAACCUGCUUGAUCAUCUACGUCUGACAGAUGAUGAUACGAAACUGUACAUUUUCCAUCAUGCGUCGUUUUUGAAGCAUCAAUCACAGAGUACCAUCUUGCCAAAAGGUCUCAUUGAAGAGACUCUCCGUACCCUUGCACUACUAUUUCCCCAAUCAGACCCUGCUGUGCGAAAAUGGUACCGCUCAUUGCCCACACCUUUUACUCUCGAUCCUCAACUCAUGCUCUGUGGGCAUCUCAAGACUGACGAUCGACAAAUUGAGACUUUCGUUUAUUGGCAUGAUCGUAUAGUUGUAUUGAAGCAAGUCUUCGACGAAGCCACACCACGAACAUUGUCGCAAUGGUGGCAUGAUCGCCGUAAUGGAGUGCAGUGGUAUACAUUUUGGAUUGCGAUUGUGGUCCUGGGUUUCACCUUGUUCUUCGGUCUGAUACAAAGUAUUGAAGGUGCUUUGCAAGUUUACGGCACUUUUUAUGGCGAGAAAGGGUCCUGA
This is a messenger RNA of Dothidotthia symphoricarpi CBS 119687, 1041 nucleotides long. RefSeq lists its product as uncharacterized. NCBI's taxonomy places the organism in Eukaryota, Fungi, Ascomycota, Dothideomycetes, Pleosporales, Dothidotthiaceae. The record is from RefSeq and is a predicted model, not a curated record. Bases 1 to 1041 code for a protein of 346 amino acids. The transcript has 2 exons.